AUGGCUUCACCCUCUCCUUCCGACCCGACUCCUCGAGUUGUUCCCCACGUUCCCAUACCCAGAAGAGGUGUUGAUUACCGAGGCAAAGUGGUUCUGGCACCCAUGGUACGGUCGGGAGAACUGCCUUCACGGUUACUGGCACUGAAAUACGGGGCAGAUCUGGUAUGGGGGCCCGAAACAGUUGAUCGAUCUAUGAUCGGUACCACGCAGCAAACAAACCCUCGGACAGGUUGUAUAGAGUGGACACGGAUGUCAAACAACAAUCCCAAGUCUGGUGUACCGCCCAAGGAGUCAGUCAUAUUUCGCAUCGACCCAAAAAGAGAAUCGGACAGAUUGAUCUAUCAAAUCGGUACGGCUUCGCCCGACUAUGCUGUUCAAGCUGCGGCCCUCGUUGCGCCAUAUGUGUCCGGAAUCGAUGUGAAUGCAGGUUGUCCGAAGCCGUUUUCUACCUCUGGUGGUAUGGGUGCGGCACUGUUGCGCACCCCGGACCUUCUUUGCAACAUACUCACUGCGCUCGUCACCAAAGUCGGCAUCCCUCAUGAGAUCGGAAUCAGCGUCAAGAUCAGAUUGCUCGAAACGCCGGAAAUGACGUCCACGCUGGUGAACAAGCUUUGUAACACUGGCAUCGUAGGCUUGACCAUCCAUUGCAGGACAACCCCUAUGAGGCCGAGAGAGCGCGCAAUCCGCGAUCAAUUGCGCAUGAUUGGGGAGAUCUGCAGAAACCAUGGUGUGGCUUGCUUAGUGAACGGAGAUGUUAAAUCUCGAGAAGAAGGGCUUGCCAUUGCAAAGGAGUACGAGGUUGACGGAGCAAUGAUUGCUACAGCAGCAGAAGCUAAUUCCUCCGUCUUUCGGCCCAAAGAUCAAGGUGGUGUGGCGUCCUGGCGGGAAGUCGUCAAAGAGUAUUUGCAACUGGCAAUCAGUGUGGAAAACAAAUGGAGUAAUACGAAAUUUCUCCUGUCCCAGCUGAUGCCUGGCAAGAAUCCUGCCUAUCAACCUGUGCAGAUGUCACGGAGCUACAGCCAGGCGCUAUCAAUCCUUGAGAUUUCCGAUGGAGAGAUGGUGGAGAAAGCGAAGGAGGUGGACCAUAUCUUGAGCCUCGAUGCCCCUAAGGUUACAAAGACAGAUAUCAAGCGCCAAAACAAGCAGCAGAACAAAGAAGCUCAUCAGAAGAAACAAGACAAGAAGAGAGCAUUGGAGCAGUCCGACCAUCAAACCGAACCAGGUUGCAAUCCAAGUCAAGAACGGACGAAGAAGCAGAAAGUGGAAAUUGCUGCCGAAAAUGCAGGGUUUGAAGGUGUUGGGCAAGGGGCUAUGGCAGUUGCAGUCUGA
Messenger RNA from Capronia epimyces CBS 606.96, 1329 nucleotides. Its product is annotated as tRNA-dihydrouridine synthase 2. Bases 1 to 1329 code for a protein of 442 amino acids. Gene Ontology annotation, cellular component: cytoplasm. Gene Ontology annotation, molecular function: flavin adenine dinucleotide binding; tRNA dihydrouridine synthase activity. NCBI's taxonomy places the organism in Eukaryota, Fungi, Ascomycota, Eurotiomycetes, Chaetothyriales, Herpotrichiellaceae. The transcript has a single exon. Gene Ontology annotation, biological process: tRNA dihydrouridine synthesis. The record is from RefSeq and is a predicted model, not a curated record.